AUGAUGAUAAAGAAAAUCUAUCUAAAAGCAAAAGUCUUGGCAGAAUUAGAUAUUAGGAAGGCUGUGGCAGAAGCUGAAAAGGCCGAAAUUGAGGCUAGAAAGAUCAAGAUCUUAUAUAGCAGAAUUGGAUAUUAG
Molecule: messenger RNA, 135 nt
Organism: Entrophospora sp. SA101
Lineage: Eukaryota; Fungi; Glomeromycota; Glomeromycetes; Entrophosporales; Entrophosporaceae
Source: the annotation of a GenBank genome assembly